This is a messenger RNA of Rubroshorea leprosula, 2462 nucleotides long. The record is from the annotation of a GenBank genome assembly. Lineage: Eukaryota; Viridiplantae; Streptophyta; Magnoliopsida; Malvales; Dipterocarpaceae.
GCUUUUCUUUUCUAGAUCUGUUUUUCAAACUCUCUUCUUUUCCCCAUCUUUUUCUCUCCACCAUAGCAGCGCCAGUGUUGUCGCCUGUGCUGCUACCUAGUAUUCUCCUUGAUCCGUCUCUAGUAGUGAAACCAAAAACCGAAUUCUUAUCUUUCAGUUCUCAUCUAAGCUCUUAUUCUCUUCCUUCAACUUCUGUGACUUUGUGUGUUGAGGACUUUUCUCAUUCAGAGGCCAUACGUUUUUCUUCCUGGUUGUCUUACUGUUACAUUAAUGGCAGAGAUACAACCUGACAAUUUAAGAAACCAAGUUGCCGAUGAGCAUCCAGAAAUUGUGGAAGUUGAAUCAGUAGUUGAUUCCAGACAAGUAGAGAAAGGGGGUGCUGUUAAAGGGAAAAGAAAGAAAGUUAACAAAAGAUCUGAGGUAUGGAAUCAUUUUACUGAGAUUGUUGAUAAGGAUGGGAAAGAUAAGGCUAAAUGCACCUGGAAGUUUAGUCAUGAGUCUGUGAGGAGGUCUUUAGCUGAAAUGAUUAUAGUUGAUGAAAUUCCAUUUAGUUUUGUUGAAAAGCAAGGGUUUAGGAAGUUUUGUCAACUUGCAUUGCCUCCUAAUUUUAAUGCCCUAUCUAGGAGAACAAUAACCAGAGAUUGUUAUAGUAUUUAUAUGGAUGAAAGGUUGAAGCUUAAAUCAUUUUUCAAAGGAUAUAGGCAAAGGGUUUCACUUACCACUGAUACAUGGACCUCAAGUCAAAGAAUUUCUUACAUGUGUCCAACUACACAUUAUAUUGAUGAAAAUUGGAAGUUGCACAAAAAAAUCCUAAACUUUUGUCCUGUUGAGAGUCAUAAGAGGGAAGAGUUAGGUGACCUUUUAGAGAGGUGUUUGAAAGAUUGGGGUAUUGAAGAGGUAUAUGCAUUAACUGUGGAUAAUGCCUCAUCAAAUGGUGGAGUUGUUAGGGUUCUUAGGAAUGCCCUCACCAAGUGGGGAACAGCAGUCUUAGGUGCACAAGAUUUGCAUAUGAGGUGUGCAGCUCAUAUCAUCAAUCUUGUAGUUGGUGAUGGAGUAAAUGAGGAAGAGAUGCACAAGAGUGUAACUGCUGUUAAAGCUGCUGUGAAAUAUAUAAGACAGAACCCAUUAAGAUUAAAAAGAUUUAAAGUUGCUGUUGAGUUUGAAGAUAUUGAAACAAAAAAAGGGCUUUGCUUGGAUGUUCCCACAAGGUGGAAUUCCUUGUAUUUGAUGCUGGACACUGCAGAAAAAUAUGAGAUGGCAUUUGAGAGGGUGGUUCGGUUCUUGAAGCACUUCUACUACUUAACUGAGAAGGUUUCUAGUAGUUUAUAUACUAUCAGCAACCUUCUUUUCCCAGAAAUUAGUGAGGUUGAUUGUUUGUUAAAAUCUUGGGAGAAAGAUGUGGAUGUAAAAGACAUGGCACAAUCAAUGAGGGAAAAGUUUCACAAGUAUUGGGGUACUCCUAUAGAAAUGAACAAAAAUAUUUUCCAUGCUGUAGUCCUUGAUCCUAGGAACAAAUUAGGAUUUCUUGAAUUUUUAUUGAUAAAAGUGUAUGGUAAAGAACAAGGAAUGCAACAUGGUAAAAUGGUUUGUUGUGAAUUGAAGAGGUUGUUUGCUGAAUAUAAGAAAACAGUUUCUAGUGGUGGGAAAAUUGUAGUUCUGGAGGGUAGUACUAGUGCUAGUAAUGCCCUUAGUGAGAGUGAGUCCAAGCAUAAGAAUAAGCAACAACUUAAGUCUGCUUACAAGAGGUUCAAAAUUGAGAAUGGGUUCAUGUCGGAGAAAACUGAGCUAGAUAAGUAUUUGGGAGAGGAUGUGGAGGAUGAUAAUGAUGAUUUUGACUUACUUGGAUGGUGGAAGUUGAAUGCUCCAAGGUUCCCUGUCUUGGCAACAAUGGCCAGAGAUGUUCUAGCUUUUCCGAUUUCAACUGUUGCUUCUGAGUUGGCUUUUAGCAUGGGAGGGAGAGUUCUUGAUGCUUUUAGAUCAUCUCUAACCCCAAGAAUGGCACAAGCCCUUAUUUGUGCCCAAGAUUGGUUGCGGAGUAAAUCGAGAAUAGUUUCGGAAGAGGAAGACUUGGAUCUGUUGGACAAUCUCGAGAAAGAAUUUGACAAAGUGCACAUGGAUUCUGCCAUUCUAGAAUGAAUGGCUUGAAGGUUUAGUCUUUGGUGUUAUGGUAGUAGCCUCACAUUUACGUAUGCCUUUGCUUACAUUACAGAAAAAUGCACAAAUGACCAAUUGCACAGUGGAAGCUGCAUCUCAUUUCCUUUUUGUUAAUAUCCUGACAGUGGAUGCAUAUUUUUUAACUAUUAUUUGAUAGAUAGUGUAAUUAGGUUGAUGUAGUCAUCCAUCACUCUAAAUUGUUGAUGAGUAGAAAACUAUGAUUGCAAGUUCUGUAAUUUUUUGUUAUUACUUUGUCUGGUCAAUGUAAUCUUCAAUCUUGGAUGAUGGAAUGAAUGUAAUAUUGUGUU